Molecule: messenger RNA, 1232 nt
Organism: Argiope bruennichi
Lineage: Eukaryota; Metazoa; Arthropoda; Arachnida; Araneae; Araneidae
Gene: Tap42
Product: immunoglobulin-binding protein 1-like
Exons: 9
Coding region: 72-1142 (356 amino acids)
Biological process (GO): regulation of signal transduction; regulation of dephosphorylation
Cellular component (GO): cytosol
Molecular function (GO): protein phosphatase 2A binding
Source: RefSeq, a predicted model, not a curated record
UACAAAUAUCAACUUGCGGCUUGAUUUUGAUCUCGGUCUUGCAGUUUUGCGUAAUUGAUCGAUAUCUCAAAAUGGCUGAACUGUCACUAGCUAUCGAUUCUGUAAAACAUUUGAUUUUUGAUUCUGAUGAUGAAAAAAAUGAUACCGAAUUAAGCAAAUUAUUCGAUUCUUGUUUACGAUUGCGCGAGUUGAUGGAAGACAGCAGCUUGCCGUCAAAUGAUAACGAGUUACAGGAAGGUGUUCAUGUUUGCAUUAAAGGUUUAGAAAAAUGCACAUUUAUGGUUAAUGAACUUGGAUUAUUUAGUUCCAAUGAAACUGCAGAUGAACUUCAAACUUCCAGUAUUAAAUAUCUUAUUCUUCCUGCUGCUUUGGGAUGUCUGAACUUAACUGUCCAAAGCAUAGAUUUAUUAGAAAGAAAAGAAUAUGUAGAAAAAGCAGAAAUAUACUUUAGGGACUUCUUACUCAGAUGUGCUAAUUAUGAAUUAUGUGAGACCAGUUUGAGAUAUUUUAAAGAGAUUUUGGACUGUGAAACUAGUGAGAAAAGACCAGAUCCUCAAUCUUUAAGAGAACAAAAGAUCCAGCAGUAUAAGCGAAAGAAGGAAUUAGAAGAAAAAGAAAAAGCAUUAAAACCUGCCUUGGAGAAACCAGAAUGUGAAGAAGCUAUUAGAGAAUACUAUUUUGUUCUUUUAGAAAAGUGGAUUCUUAUUUCAAUUGAAGAAUUAGAAAAUUCAAAAAGGGAGAAGGAUAUUUUAAAGAAUUUUCCAUUGAAUGAAAUGCCAAGGGAUGAUAAACAUAAUCGGAAAGCAGAUACAAAACCUUUGAAACCCUUUAUUAUAACCAAGAAUGAAAUACAGAAAAAAGUCUUUGGUUUGGGAUAUCCCAGUGUUCCUGUGAUGACUAUUGAUGACUUUUAUCGGCAGAGAUUUGAGAAAAUGGUGGAAGAGCAUAAACAAAAUACAACUGGACAAUCCUUACAGGAUGCAGCUCUUUCUGGAAGAGGUCUUGAUAAAGAAACUGAGGAUAUUCAAAAAGAAGAACUUUUAGACAAGGAUGAUCCAACCGAGUUGAAGAGAGCUAGGCAGUGGGAUGAUUGGAAAGAUGAUAAUCCAAGAGGAAGUGGAAAUAGGAUGAACAAGGGUUAAUUAAAUAUUUGGCUGGCAUUGAAUUGUAUAUAUACUUUCAUUUAAUGGAACUUUUCAAUUAUUAUUGAAAUAAAAUGCAUUUCAUAAUCA